Molecule: messenger RNA, 308 nt
Organism: Chinchilla lanigera (long-tailed chinchilla)
Lineage: Eukaryota; Metazoa; Chordata; Mammalia; Rodentia; Chinchillidae
Product: putative SCAN domain-containing protein SCAND2P
Source: RefSeq, a predicted model, not a curated record
CGCGGCCCACGCUCCCGCGCGGCCCAGCCCAGGCCGGGGGGCUCAGUCCCACGCUGCCGCCCGGCCCAGGCUCCCUCCAUGCUCACCCCUCCCCCAGCUUCCCGCCGCCACUCACCGAACCGGAACCGGCUGCCAGGCAGAGGUGUUUCCGGCCGGGCGGAACGCAAAACCCGGGAACCGCCGCGAACCGGAACCGCCUCACAGCACCGGAAGCGCGCUCGGCGGCUGCCGAGUAGGCACCGAAGACCCAGAUGACAGCUGCAGCCUGAUUACAGUCUUGAAGAAGAAAGCUUCUGGAAGCCCCAGCC